AUGACAUUUUUUGUUUAUUCACAGAUGAGGGGACGUGGAAGGGUUAGCAAGGCCAGAGGACGGGUUCAACUUCCUGCAAGUGCAAGUCAAGAGGAUGCAAAUACAGAUGACGGACAUGAGCAUGAGGCGCAUAUACCACGGGCACCGACGGGACUUGGGGAUACGGAACUUCAGAUAUGGGUUCCACUUGCAUCCAGUGUACAGCCAUCUCAUAUAGAUCGAUCAUAUACACCAGUUGCACCAUCUGCCGAUGCACAGCUUCCCCGUCCCCUUCCACCACCUCACCGUCACAGUUUACAUCCUCACCACCCUCCUGCAGCUCCACGACCACCGGUAUCACAUACACAUUCACCUCAUUCUGCAUCCCCUUCUGGUACUGCAUCCGCUAGAGGGACAGGAUCUGCAUCAGCAUCUACUCCAUCAUCUGCUCCUGCAUCAGCUGCAUCGACCACUGCUGUAGGCGGAACACAGUCAUUCAGACAGACUAUUUCACUCAUUAACAACAAUUUGCAUCCGUCGGAGAUGUGCAGCCGCAGGAUAACUCUGAUAGUGAAAGAAAGAUUGGUCGAGGAAGGCCACUGUUGGAAGACUGUGCCCAAUGAAACCAAGGAGUUUUAUUGGCAGGAAUUCAAGAAAUACUUUCUAUGGGACCAAGCAAUUGAGAGCUUGGUAAAAAUUGCCUGGCAGAAAAAAGCCGCUGAGCGAUACAGGGGCUUAAUGUGGGAAAUCCGGAAAGGAAAGGCGAAGAAUCUUGCAACCCCUGAUUAUGUUUUGAGGAAGUGGCAGGAAACUUGGAACACUUCUGAAUACAAAGAGAAGUGUGAGAAGUUUUCUGCCAAUAGGCGCAGUGAGGCUGGAGGUUCAGGAUCUGGCAUUUCCAGGCACGCAUGCGGUUCUGUUUCACAGUACACCCACCAGCGGAGGAUGAGGGAAAGACUAGGCAGAGAACCACAUCCGCAUGAGCUUUUUGAGGCCACACAUAAGAGAAAGGGGACGGAGGAGUUUGUUGAUGCCAGAUCAAAAGCUAUUUAUGAUAAAUACGUAGAGCUGAAGGAGGCUGCUACACAUCAACAGGAGGGAAGCAAUGAACCAACGCCCAUAAAUGAGGCCCAACUGUACUACGAAGCGGUUGGUGGACAGAAAAAGAGUCGAGUUUAUGGGUUAGGGUCCCAGGCCUCAGCAUAUUUUCAUGAGCCAGCUCAUUGUUCUGCAUCAUACACGUCUGCACCCCCAGUGGAUCCUCCUACAAUUGAAACAAUGAACAGGAUGCAGAAUAAAAUUGAUCGGCUAGAGACAGAGAAUAGUCGAAUCACCACAAGACUGGACGAGUUGCAGACGUUUAUGCAUAGGAUGAUGGCACAACAGAGUAUUGGGACAUCCACUCAGACAUCUGGUCCUACGCCACCUCCAGCUCCGUCUCCACAGCAGCGGCGUGAUGAUGCUCCUGUCAUUGGUGAUCAUCAUACAGAUAGUGAUGAUGAUACAGAUGAUGAGCUAGCUAGUUUAGUUUAG
Molecule: messenger RNA, 1512 nt
Organism: Manihot esculenta (cassava)
Lineage: Eukaryota; Viridiplantae; Streptophyta; Magnoliopsida; Malpighiales; Euphorbiaceae
Exons: 5
Coding region: 1-1512 (503 amino acids)
Source: RefSeq, a predicted model, not a curated record